AUGUCCUCCUACGCACCCCGCCAAACGGGCAACCACAACCACAACCACACACUCACCACAACCAGCACAUCCCUCCUCCGACACCCCUCCACCGGGGGCGCCACCACAUCGACAGCACUCUCCACGUCCAACACGCACUCACAGACACAUCUGCAGACACGCAUCGCCGCGAAACGCGCCGAGCUGGAGAAUCUACGGCAACUGCGCGACCUGAGCGGCGAACUGGCCUCGCAGCUCGCGGCGCUCGAGCAGAAACUCAGCACGCUGCGCGACGGCGCGCAGAGCGUGGCUCUCGUGCUCGCGAAUUGGGAUAAUGUGUUGCGCGCCAUUGGGAUGGCUGCUGUGAAAGUGCCGGUACCGAUGCCCGCAGAGCGGGAGAGUGAUUUGGAGGACGGUGACUCUUCUUCUCAAGACAAGAAUCCUGAAUUGCCUGUUCCACUUGUAAGAAUACCAGUCCAACAAAAGACGGAAGAUGGUGGGUGA
Molecule: messenger RNA, 483 nt
Organism: Exophiala bonariae
Lineage: Eukaryota; Fungi; Ascomycota; Eurotiomycetes; Chaetothyriales; Herpotrichiellaceae
Exons: 2
Coding region: 1-483 (160 amino acids)
Biological process (GO): mitotic cell cycle; attachment of spindle microtubules to kinetochore
Cellular component (GO): mitotic spindle; mitotic spindle pole body; mitotic spindle midzone
Source: RefSeq, a predicted model, not a curated record